AUGCCGACCCCGCCGACCGCGGAUGACCGCCAGCGGCGCAUCAUCCAGUUCGCCGAAGAAUGGGGCCUCGAGCCCCCGCCGUCGCCGACGCCGCUGACCCGGCCUUCGAGCCCUCCCAGCUUCCGGACCGCCGAAGACGACGCGAGGGCCGAGGAGCUGCUGAAGCGGAAGCAGCUCUCCCACGGCCGGACAGACUCCGCCACUAAUAUCCGCCGCGCCUUCACCUCCAAGAAGAAGACGUGGGACUACAAGCUCGUAUUCGACGCCCUCGACAAGCAUGUCGCCGACCGCGGGUCCCCCGGCGUCGCCCAGGCCCUCGUCGAGAUGCUCGUCUCUUCCGGCGGCGACGUCAACAUGGCCCAGAAGGCCAAGACGAGCAGCAUCUUGCUCCGCCGCAAGAGCCUCGACAGCUUUGGUGAGCGCAGCAAGCUGCUGCAGCACGCCAUCCACAACGGCCAGACCGACAUGGUAAGGGUCCUGCUACCUCACGCCGACACAUUCGCCCUCGACGCCUCAUUAUCUCUCGCCAUGGCCUCGGAAAAUGUCGAGGUCGUCGAGCUCCUGCUUCGCUACGGCGCCAGCGUGGCCCAGAGUCCCGAGGCCCAGGACGCCUUUCGGUCAGCCUGCGCAGCCGGCGGCCAUGCCGAGCUGGUCGGCAUGGUCCUGCGGUCCGAAGGCCGGCCGCCGGCCACCUGGCUGUCGCAGUGCAUGGUGGAGGCGACGAAGGCGGGGUGUCUCGAGACGGUCGUCCAGCUAAGCCGAUCCGACGCCGAUGGCGAUCACGGCCAGGCCGAGGCGCUCAAGGUCGCCAUCGGACAGGGCCGUCACGAUAUCGCCCUCGCCAUCAUCAUGGGGAACCACCCGCCCAAGCGCCCGGGCCUGGACGAGGCUUUCUCGCAACUCCUGGACCACCCUUCCAUGAACCCCAGAGACAAGCUCGCCGUCGCGGAGCUGCUGCUCUGCGCCGGCACCGACGGCGACGCCCCCGCCAUGGCUCUGAUCCACGCCGCCGCCGCCGAAUUCCAGGACAUGGUCGCCCUUUUGGUCCAGUACGGCGUCUCCAUCGAGUACCAGGAUGCCAUGGCCAUCCGCAAAGCCAUCCAGAACGGACGGGUGGAUGUCGCGCACACGAUCCUCAGCGGUAACUCGGAACUCACCGCAACACACGCCUCGGAAUGCGUCGAGCUGAUCCCGAAAAACAUGGCCGUGGAGAACCGACGGCUGUUACUUGACCUGCUGUUACGGAGAGGGGCGAACGGGACGGCGCUGCACGACAUGCUCAUCGAAGCGGCGGAGGCGGGCGACGUGGACUCGGCCAGGCUCCUCCUCACGCCCGUCUUUCCCGGAGGCCGGCCGAUGUCCGAACACGACGUGAAAAGGGGGCCGAGGUCCAUGGUCUUUGACAGCCACAAGACGGCAUCCGUCGACCACAAGGGCGGCCUGGCCUUGCAAAUCGCCGUCAUGAGGAGCGAUGUAGCCAUGACGAAGGAGAUGUUGAUGAGCAAGCCCUCGAGCGAAACCCUGGCCCAGAUCUUCCCUCUCACCAAGACGCUGUCGCGCAGGAACAGGUACCGCAUGGUGGAAUGUUUUCUCACGAGCGGCCUCGCCGGCCCCAUCGUCCACGAGGCGUUACAGGAAGCCAUCGACGAGGAGCCGCCGCACCGGGACGAGGACCUCAUCGCUUUGUUCCUCAAGUACAACACCGACAUCAACACGAACGAGGGCUCGGCGCUGGUCGCGGCGGUGGCGCAAAAGGACGUGAGGCUGUUGAACGCGCUGCUCAGGAAGAACGUCACGCCGCAGACCGCCGCUGGCGUGCUGCCCAGGAUCAUCGGCACUCAGGACGCGAAGGCGAGGCUGGACAUGGCGACCAUGCUGCUGGCAUCCGUGCCGGAUCUCGACCCGGCCAAGGUCUCCCAGGCGUUGCUCAGCGCGUUGAACUACCGGCCAGCAGACCUCAAGCUUCUGCAAGUGCUGCUGGUGCAGGGCAAAGCCGAUGUCAAUGUCGAGAACGGCAUCGCCAUGGCAUCGGCAAUACACAACCACGACCCUCCCGUCCUGCAGACCCUCCUGGCACACGGCAAACCCACAGCCGACACGCUCCACCGGGCCAUCAACGAGUUCGGGCAGCUGGUCUUCUCGGACACCAAGGCCGAAAAGCUCGGGAUCCUGCUGCAAAAGGCCACGGCAAAGGCCCCGUUCAACGACGUGCUCGUCAAGGAGGUCCACGCCCUGCUCCAGACGCUUCCCGAGCACCGGCAGCCGUCCAUCGUCAAGCUCCUCCUCGAGGCCGGCGCCGACGUCAACUCCCACAACGCCGCCGCCCUCUGCCACGCCGUGGCCGCAAGCGACACGCAGAUCACCGAUCUCCUCUUCGCGGCCCGCCCCAGCCCGGCGUCGCUCGCGUCAGCCCUCCCCCACGCCCUGCGGAUCGCCGACCCGAUGGACCGGCUCGAGUUCUCGCAGAAGCUGCUCGACGCCGGCGCGCCCAGCGCCGAGGCGAACCGGGCCCUGGGCUUCGCCAUCAACACCUACACGAACGACAUCCCCUUGCUCCGCACGCUGUCGAUGAAGGCCAACACGAGCGACGGGGAGGCCCUGGUCUCGGCGGUGAAGAAGGAGCGCCCCGACAUCGUGGAGCUGGUUCUGCAGCAGAAGCACCCGCUCCCCGUGCUGAACGACGCCUUUGCCGAGGCGGCUUUGCUGGCCAACAGGGAGGCGAGGGCGGCCAUCUGCGAGAUCCUUUUACACCACGGCGCAUCGGGCUCGGUCCUCUCGGACGCCCUCCUCGCCGCCGCCGCGGACGGCGACCUGGUCCUGGGCAACCUCCUGGUGAGCAACGGCGCGCAGAUUGACGAGGAUGCCAUUGUGGAGGCGUGCCGGUCGGGCGCGGCCGACGUCCUCAACAUGCUUCUCAGCGGCAGCACCACGCCCAAGAAGUCGACGAUCGAGAGGGGGUUCCAGGCCGCCACCGAGGUCGGCAACCUGAAGACGCGCGCCGCCAUUCUGGAGCCGCUCCUGGUCUUCGGCGUCGACGGCGACGCCCUCCACGCGCAGCUCGCGUCCUCGGUCCGGUUCGGCGAGGAGGGCGACGACCUGGUCAAGAUCCUGCUGGAGGCCGGCGCGGACCCCAACUACAACAAGGGCGAGGCGGUCUGGGCGGCAACGCGGAGCGCCUACCUCAGCAGUCUGCAGAUGAUGCUUGGCCUGUCCGACAACGGCCCGCGCCUGGCGAGCAAGCCGUCGGUCGCCUCGCUCAGGGGGGCCGCCAAGAAGAAGCCGCCCAAGCCCACGGCCGCAACGCUCAACAGGGCUCUGCGGGCGGCGUGGAAGCUCAGCCGCGAGACCCGGUCGUCGGCGAUCGACAUGCUGUUCCGGGCCGGCCUGCCGGUCUCGGACGACCUCCACGUCGUGCUGAACAACGCCGUCAACGAGGAGGAGGUCGACCUCAAGAUCAUCAGGCAGCUGCUCCGGUACGGCGCCUCGCCGAUCGCCAACGACUGCCAGACCCUCGUCGACGCCACGAGGCGGGCGCUCGUGAAGCCGCUCGCCUUCAUGCUCGAGUCCAAGAUCCUGUCGGCAGACCUCAACCUGGCCAUCAGGGAGGGCUUCACCAAGGAGAACACGGAUUUGUGGUUCACCGAGGCCGGCUUCAGCAUCUUGCACAGUUUCCUGAAAAAGGGGGCCCACGGCGACGGCCUCAGCUCCGUCCUCACGCAGGUGGUCGACCUGCCCCUCACCGAGAGCGAUCCCGACGGCCUCGCGCUGGCCAACGGGUUCGUCGACGUCCUCCUCGACCACAAGGUCGACGUCAACUACGCCGACGGCAAACUGCUGCAGUCCGCCGCCGCCGCCUGCAACUCUUUCCUGGUCAGACGGCUGCUGGACAAGAAGCCGAACACGGAAUCGCUGUCACGCGCGUUUUACCGCAUAUUCGACAACCCCGCCCCGGAGGACGAGGCGCUCGAGCUGAUCACCAUGUUCACCGACUACGCGGACGGGGAGACGCGGCUGGACGUCAUGUACACGCCGCCCGAUUCGAUGCCCCUGCUGUUCCUCGCCCUGGCGCAGCACCCGCGGUCGAUCCGGAUCGCCAAGGCCCUCCUGGACGCCGGGUACUACUACGACCAGAUGAUGCCGUACAGGGUCACGGAGGACGUCGAGGAGGAGGAGCCCAUCACGCUCACGAUGUGGGCGCUGCUGCAGCCGCAGAAGAAGGUCAGCAGCGGCAUCAUCCAGAUGCUCAUCGAGACGGGCGCCAAGGUCAACUUCGAGUCGCGGGUGUCGCAGAGCACGCCGCUGAUGCUGGCGAUCCGGAACCGCCGACCGGACGUGGUCAAGAUGCUGCUGCUGGAGGGCGCCGAGGUGGACGUGUGCGACGUCAAGGGCAACACGCCGCUGACGCUGUCGACCGAGAUGGGCGGCGAGACGGCCAUCAAGAUGAUGUCGAACCUCCUGGCCGCCGGGGCCUCGCGAAACGACGGGUCCCUCCACAACUCGGCGCGCGAGCUCAACAUGCCGGCCUGCCAGGUGCUGGUGCAGUACGGCCACGAGCCCGACUUCCCCAGCACCCUCCACGGGGGCCGGAGCGCGCUGGGCGAGCUGUGCCGGCACUGCGCGGACUCGGGCGAGCUCACGGCGGCGCGCCAGAAGCUGAUGGAGCGCACCGUCAACUUCCUCAUCGAGGCCGGCUCCGACAUCACGCUGCGGUCCGAGGGCAAGUCGACCCUCCUCCUCGCGCUCGAGUCCCGCGACCCCGUCGCCACGAGCCGCACGCUCCUCAAGGCGGGCAUGUGGAAGCACAUCAACAAGAAGUUCAACCACUUCACGGACGGCAAGAUGACGUACUCGCCGACCAUGUACGUGCAGCACGUGCUGCCGGCGUCGGCGGAGGUCAAGGAGGCCCUCCUCCGGCUCCUCCGCGCCAACCGCGCCGAGGACGUCUACUACGCCAACAUGGGCCCGCAGCCCGAGGGCGCCGUCGGCAUGCCCGAGGACGUCGAGAUGCAGGAGCGCACGCGGCGCGCGCGGCUCGACCGCAUCAGCCUCGACCAGGAGGACCACGUGCUCUCGAUCGCGCGCAACCAGGAGCUCGCGACGGUGCAGGCGCAGAUCUGGUCGGCGCAGGCGGAGCUCGAGGACUCGCGGCGGCGGCGCGUGCGGCAGGACGAGCUCGCGGCGCUGGACGAGCGCGCGCGCGCCGAGGAGGACCACUUCGCGGCGGCGAUGCGGCGCAAGCGCGACGAGCGCGACGCCGACCUCCGCCACGAGGUCGCCCUGACCGAGGCCACCGUCUCGCGCGCGCGCGCCGUCGAGAUGGCCGAGACGGACCUCACCCUCGCCCGCCGCACGAUGCUGCUCGAGUGGGAGAAGCAGAUGGCCACGGAGAAGGUCGACCACGCCAAGGCGCUGAGCGCCAUCCGCAUCGCCGAGCGCGAGGACGUCGACCGCAUGGACCGCGAGCAGGAGGACCGCUUCCGCGCCCGCCUGGCCGAGCAGAGGCGCCUCGUCGACGGCCAGAGCCAGCUCGCCGGCCAGCUCGCCGGCGCCGGCGUCAACGGCCGCCGGCAGAUCGGGUACAUCACAGGGGAGAUUAAUUGA
This is a messenger RNA of Colletotrichum graminicola M1.001, 5601 nucleotides long. RefSeq lists its product as uncharacterized. Lineage: Eukaryota; Fungi; Ascomycota; Sordariomycetes; Glomerellales; Glomerellaceae. Gene Ontology annotation, molecular function: protein binding. The coding region runs from base 1 to 5601 and encodes 1866 amino acids. The transcript is spliced from 2 exons. The record is from RefSeq and is a predicted model, not a curated record.